CAGCAGCAGCAGCAGCAGCAGCAGACGCAGCAGCGACGGCGGUGGAGAAGGCGCCACCUCCAUCUCGCAACCUCGGCAGCUUUACUGCCUUGUCAACCACCUCCAGCAGACGGCGGCGACGGCGGAAGCGGUGGCCCCAUGCCUAAUCCCCUCUACAGCUUGGCCGUGCAGUCCCCUCAAGAGGUAGUUCUCACGUUGGCAUCGUUUGCCGUCACCAAACUCGCAUAUGUCCGCGUGACUAAAGCUUUUCGGGAGCUUUACAUGCUGGAGGCGGGAGUGGAUGUGCGAUUCCGGCUCACGUUCGCGGCGAGCGGAGUGCAGGCCCGCGCGGUUAUUGACGGCCUCCCAGCUGACAUUGUGGCGCUCGCGCUGCCGCUGGAUCUUGAUAAGAUCGUGGCGGCGGGGAUCAUCCACCCGGAUUGGAGGAACCGCUACCCGUGCAACUCAAUUGUGUGCGAAACCACCGUUGCGUUUGUCGUACGGCAGGGCAACCCCAAGAACAUUCGUACAUGGGACGACCUGACUCGACCCGACGUGGAGGUGGUGCUGGCGAACCCCAAGACCGCCGGUGUGGCCAGGUGGAUCUUUUUGGCGCUGUGGGGCGCUAAGAUGCGGCACGGCCACGAAGCUGCCCUCAACUACGUGACUAAGGUGUUUGGGAACGUCGUCGUACAGCCCAGAGACGCCCGAGAGGCUUCGGAUGUGUUUUACAAACAAAAGGUGGGCGACGUCCUUUUAACGUACGAGAACGAAGUCAUCCUCACCAACGAAGUGUACGGCGAUAAGGCGCUGCCGUACUUGGUUCCGUCGUACAAUAUCCGUAUCGAGUGUCCGCUGGCGCUUGUGGAUAAGGUGGUGGAGGGGAGGGGGCCUCAGGUGCAGAAGGCCGCUACCACCUUUUGCCGCUUCCUCUUCACACCCGCGGCACAGUCCGAGUUCGCCAAGCUGGGUUUCCGAAUCAACCCCCGCACGUGCAAGGAAGUGGCGGCGCGGCAGACGGGAUUACCGCCGGCUCAGCUGUGGCAGGUCGACAAGGAGCUGGGUGGCUGGGCGCGAGCGCAGGAACAGUUUUUUGAUGCGGGGGCAAUCCUUGACAAGAUUCAGUCGAGUGUGGGCCAACAGCGGGUGGCGAAGCAGCAGGCGGCGGGGUCGGCC
Volvox carteri f. nagariensis is the source of this 1155-nucleotide messenger RNA. RefSeq lists its product as uncharacterized. Gene Ontology annotation, biological process: sulfate transmembrane transport. The annotation marks the transcript as partial. The record is from RefSeq and is a predicted model, not a curated record. Gene Ontology annotation, molecular function: molecular carrier activity. Lineage: Eukaryota; Viridiplantae; Chlorophyta; Chlorophyceae; Chlamydomonadales; Volvocaceae. The transcript has 7 exons.